AUGGUCUCCCAAGAAAUUGCAACUUCAGAGACUGAGAUAUCCCCACCAUCUGUCAAGAAAGCGACGGAAUUUUCCCCACUAAGAAAGAAGCACAUUGUGCUAGCAGGCACCUUAUUUUCCUUUAAUGGCUCCCUCGGUGCUUCACUUCCCUCCGGAGCUUCAUCAUCCAUUGCACAGGAAUUCCAGCUCUCUGACAAUGAUACCCGCAUUGUUCUUUUAAACUCACUUUAUCUCCUCGGUUUCAUAGUCGGUCCAUUGCUCUUCGGACCCCUGAGUGAAUGCGUUGGCCGUCGACCAGUCCUCAUUGGGACGUAUAUAGCAUUUGUACUGUUUACCCUCGGAUGUGCUCUAUCGCCCACGUUUGAAUCUCUCCUCGUCUUCCGGUUUUUCUGCGGAGUAAAUGGGUCAGUCCCCAAUGCCCUUCUGGGUGGGCUGUACAGUGAUAUCUACGAUGAUGCCGAGCAACGCGGUACAGCCAUGUCCAUUUUCAUGUUCACCGGCAUGGCCGGCCCAAUGGCCGGGCCUUUGGUCUCCGGGGUCAUAGUUCUACUCACUUGGCGCUGGGUAUUCUGGGUGGCUCUGAUUACUGCCGGGGCCUGUGUCCCAUGUAUACUGUUGCUACCAGAGACAUAUCUCCCUGUCCUUAUCCAAAGGGCGCAGUUGAAGAGCUCUCUCAACCCGAGUGCUGGCCAGCCGAAUAGGGGACAGGAAUUUUCAGCAAGAAAAAUAUUCAUUCGGCCGUUUGUUAUGCUACUGACGGAGGCUAUUGUUGCAUUCACCUCUCUGUACCUUGCAGUCAUCUAUGCGGUGCUUUUCUUGUUCUUCCAAGCUUACCCGGUCGUCUUUCAAGGGUUGUAUGGUCUUUCUGUCAGCGAAAAUGGGCUGGCCUAUAUACCCAUGAUUUUCGGUUCCUUUGUUGGCCUCUGUGUUGCGCUGCAGGCCCUAGAAUCAGGGAAAUCCUGGGCUUCGGUUGAAGAAUACCGCCGACUUCCACUGGGAUGUAUUGGCGGCUUUUCAAUAGCCAUUGCUCUUUUCUGGCUCGGCUGGACCUCUUAUGAAUCCAUCCACCCAGCUUUGCCUAUGAUGGCCGGUGUAUUCUUUGGUUUCGGAUAUCUGCUAGUAUUUAACGCCAUGUUAAACUACCUCACAGAUGCUUAUAAAGAAGCUUCGGCAUGUGCCCAGGCAGCAGCUAGCGCUACGAGAGCUAUAAUGGCAGUCGUCCUGCCGUUUGCUGCGAACCCCAUGUACACUAGAUUAGGGAUUCACUGGGCGAACUCGCUUUUGGGGUUCUUGGCGUUUGCUCUGGCCUGUAUACCGUUUGCUUUUAUUCGGUAUGGCCGGUUGAUUAGGCGGAAAAGUGGCGCCGCGGUUGAAAUGAUAUGA
This is a messenger RNA of Aspergillus versicolor CBS 583.65, 1383 nucleotides long. RefSeq names its product putative MFS drug transporter. Gene Ontology annotation, molecular function: transmembrane transporter activity. Gene Ontology annotation, biological process: transmembrane transport. The transcript has 6 exons. The record is from RefSeq and is a predicted model, not a curated record. Bases 1 to 1383 code for a protein of 460 amino acids. Lineage: Eukaryota; Fungi; Ascomycota; Eurotiomycetes; Eurotiales; Aspergillaceae.